GUGAAGAAAAAUAUUUUUUUUUCUUCAGGAAUUGAUUGUCAGGACGUUCUGAGCCGAGGUCAGUCUCGGGGAGACGGCAUGUACUGGCUAGACCCAGAUGGUGGAAGCCAUUCAAAUACGUUCCUAGCUUACUGUGACAUGACGUCAUACAAUGGAGGAUGGACCAUGUGUUACACUACUGAUGAAUACGCCAAACCCAGCACUGAAGUCGAGUAUAAUGCCUUAUUUCCUUAUGGAACUGACGGGUACAGGACCAACUGCAACAACAUCGGAGUAAGUUGGUGCAUACCUUUCGGACAUAGUCUAACAUAACCAACUUCAUUUGAUAAAAAUCUUUUCAAAUUCAGAGAGUAUUUUUUAGAGCUGGAUCAGGCUGGUUCAUAAUCUCGUACCUAGAUCUUCCAAAAGACAGAGUGACAUCUGGGUACGAGAUUAGCUGGUUCAGUUAGAUUACCUUCCAAAAAAACGCCUUCUGACCUGAGAUUGGUUUCCUACAUCCGGGUCUAACCAGCACAUAUCGGCACAAAUUAUUAUGGACAGCAAUGACAUAUACGUACCCAAAAAAGGACUUGGUUUAAUAUUCCCUUUGGACAAGGUAGAGCAAAGCUCCAACAAUUUCCUUCAGUAAGUUUGCUCUAUCCAACAUUCAACAAUCUCUUGUACGAUAAGCUUCACGGCAAAUUCAGUCCAACUUCCUUUUGUUUGUUUUUGUGACAUCGCUUCUUUCAUUUUUUGCAUGUACUAAUAGGUUUGUGUAUGAAAUUUGCCGUAACCCUCAGUCUAACUCCCAGGAGUAAUCUGCGUGUGACUUCUCCUUGUAAUGAUAUCAAUACAUUGUCCAGCAGACAGGUGAUAUGAGGCAAAUGUGUCAACUUCUCUUGACUAAUGUACAAAUGGAAAUGUAUAACACAUAACACAUGUAUAGCUUGAGAGUUAAAGGCUUGAAUAUUUAAAUGGUCAGGCGCUUAGUUACCGUUUAAAAAUGAAACUCGGACAAACAAAUUGACUUAACAUUGGCAAUUUCUCACCUGCUUUUCUCUUUUCAUUAAAAUAUCAUGUUUGUCAGUCUGACUUUUGUCAUUAAAAUGACAAAAAUGACAAAAGUCAGUCAAAUAUUGCAAUACUCACUCUGACGUCAUUUGUGGGCUGUUCUUUUGCAUGUCGAGAAAUAGUUUUACUUUUUUUUAUCCUUCAGGAUAUUCUCUAAGACAUUGUCCAUCGUUCCGUCUUUUCCAUCAAGUCAUUUGUUCUUUUCUCUUCUUGUUUUAGUUUACUGAGAUCAUUUUCGUUGAUCACAAAACUGGAAAUAAGGCUUACUUUAAGCAAAAGACCAACCUGACGACCAUCAGGGCCGCUGGUAACUAUGGGAAGCAAGCUGACACCUAUGGAUUGUAGAUAGGCUUUGGAACCAUNAGUCUAACUCCCAGGAGUAAUCUGCGUGUGACUUCUCCUUGUAAUGAUAUCAAUACAUUGUCCAGCAGACAGGUGAUAUGAGGCAAAUGUGUCAACUUCUCUUGACUAAUGUACAAAUGGAAAUGUAUAACACAUAACACAUGUAUAGCUUGAGAGUUAAAGGCUUGAAUAUUUAAAUGGUCAGGCGCUUAGUUACCGUUUAAAAAUGAAACUCGGACAAACAAAUUGACUUAACAUUGGCAAUUUCUCACCUGCUUUUCUCUUUUCAUUAAAAUAUCAUGUUUGUCAGUCUGACUUUUGUCAUUAAAAUGACAAAAAUGACAAAAGUCAGUCAAAUAUUGCAAUACUCACUCUGACGUCAUUUGUGGGCUGUUCUUUUGCAUGUCGAGAAAUAGUUUUACUUUUUUUUAUCCUUCAGGAUAUUCUCUAAGACAUUGUCCAUCGUUCCGUCUUUUCCAUCAAGUCAUUUGUUCUUUUCUCUUCUUGUUUUAGUUUACUGAGAUCAUUUUCGUUGAUCACAAAACUGGAAAUAAGGCUUACUUUAAGCAAAAGACCAACCUGACGACCAUCAGGGCCGCUGGUAACUAUGGGAAGCAAGCUGACACCUAUGGAUUGUAGAUAGGCUUUGGAACCAUCAAUAACCUUUAUUCGUACCAGCUGUUGAUCUGCGAUACUUCUUUCUACACCGGUUUUUUUGUUUCCGGCUACACCAACUGUUACAAGCAGUGUAACCAUUGGUGUCUUGAUUACAAAUCGCCAUACUUCCGCACAGCAUCUACCAGGUCGCUUUACAAGGGUGUGGCCUUUAAUACCAAUGGUGCCAGAUCUGUCAGCACCCGACUGAUGAGUGUUGGUCUGCGUUAG
Messenger RNA from Porites evermanni, 2277 nucleotides. NCBI's taxonomy places the organism in Eukaryota, Metazoa, Cnidaria, Anthozoa, Scleractinia, Poritidae. The record is from the annotation of a GenBank genome assembly.